Molecule: messenger RNA, 894 nt
Organism: Fusarium redolens
Lineage: Eukaryota; Fungi; Ascomycota; Sordariomycetes; Hypocreales; Nectriaceae
Exons: 1
Coding region: 90-602 (170 amino acids)
Source: RefSeq, a predicted model, not a curated record
CCCUUUUUGAGGAGCAGUUGAUAAGCGAAGCCCAAUCUGUGAACUGACUCGACAGGACAUGUGAGAGUUGAUAGUCAGACUCACCAGCCAUGUCUCAAACAUUGAUAUUCGUACCUUGGGCUCGUGACAUUUGCACUGACCUUUCAGGGUCCUUGCACAUUCCGACUGGUCAGGAAUUGGGACUCGACCUCUCAGGUGUCCGUGAACUCUGCAGAGUCUUGAGAGACUGCCACGACAGCAUGAUUGAUACUACUCAGAACAGCAUAUUCAUGGUGUUUGAUGAAACCCCUAGGACGAGUCUACGGUCACAUCUAUACGAUCCCUACCUAUCACCUCAUUCCUUCGAACCAUAUCAGAUAGUCUUGUUUAUUCAUCAAGCGGUCUAUCAUAUGACCAACUGCUUGGUGUUUUUGUUACAAUUCGCGCUUAUAUCGGAUAUAAUUUUAUCUCACACGUUUGGCUGCACUUUCUCGCUUCUCGCUCUCUUCAAAACUGCUCUCAUGGUGGGGUUCACCGUAUUGAGCUUCGUCCUGUUGUGCUCAGACGGAUCCUUGCAGGCCAUGAUGAACUAUCUUCAUUGUCAACAUAGAAACACAAAUUAAUGUUUGGCCAAUUGGGGACUUACUAUUGCGGAGAACAGACGAGUGCUCGACAUUUUUUUCUGAACCAUGGCCUCCUCUAUUAUUAUUGCUACGCAUUGAGUCCAAAGAUAGUAGUUGCAGAGAUAGACGUUGUCAUUCAACUUCUCGGGUAUAAAAAGGUCUUCAUACGUCAUUAAAUUAUAUUGGUAAUCCCGUCUGAUGUCGACUGGAUCCGCUUCUAUUUUAAUACCGCUUUGGUUUGACCCAGCUUAACGAUAAACCUCCCUCCUCGCAUCGUCUGCGUAAACAAUCU